UUGAUCUCAUCAUCCAACCCCUUCCCAUCCAAUGGUCCACAAUUGCUGUCAGUCCCCAUUUUGCCAGGUGGCGUAUCACGUGAAUGUUUACGUUAAAUCCGGCUACACAGCUGAUCACUACCCACUGGUUUUCAUGUUCAUUUUCAAUUUUAAUUUAAAUUUAAUUUAAAAUGUUUUUUCUCUCUCUAAAAUAGUAAAAUUAUGAUCUGAUUGUUCGUACCCUCACCGUACGUAACAAACCGCCGUUAACGUCACCGGAGAUCCACCACGCCGGAGAACAAGAAUAUGAUCUGAUGAUCGUAUCCUCACCGUACGAAGCAAACCGUCAUUAGCGUCAUCGCCACCGUCACCGAAAUCGUCGCCGGAGCCGGAGAUCCACCACGCCGGAGAAGAAGAUGACCGUCAUUCGAAAGCGGAGAUUCAACGCUUCUUGUUCUCGUUCUGCCUUCGUCUGUAACAUUCUUCUUUUCCUUUUUGUUCCGACUUAGAUUCGUUAUUCGUAGGGUUUUGGAUUCAGAUCGUACUUUUUUUAUGAUUUAUCUUCGUUGUUUGAUGUGAUGGAGUCGUGUUUGAUUCUCUCUGUACUCUCCGAUGACAUCCUGUCACGGAUUCUCGAUCGUUUGCUCGACGAUUUCGAUCGGAAAUCGUUUCGAGCGACGUGUAAAACGUUUCACCGAGUUGAAUCGGUUCAUCGGACUCGGUUGAAGUUCUGGCGACCUGAAUUUGUUCCAGGUUUGUUACGGAAUUACACGUGUGUAGACACGAUUGAUUUCUCCGUGUGUCCGCGGAUCCACGACGGAUCGGUUUCGGUGUUGUUGAGUGACGUCAGCUGUUUAGGUUGGGCGCGUAGGUUGAAGAAGGUUGUGUUGUCUAGAACGACGUCGUUGAGGUUUUCUGGAUUGGAGAUUCUAGUCGCUUCAUGCCCUAGGUUGCAGGCGGUGGAUGUGUCACAUUGUUAUCAGUUUGGAGAUAGAGAGGCGGCAGCGUUGUCGUGUGCGGCGGAGUUGAGGGAGGUUAAGUUGGAUAAGUGUUUGAGAUUGACGGAUGUAGGUUUGGCUAAGAUUGCUAUCAGGUGUCAGAAGUUAGAGAAGUUGAGUUUGAAAUGGUGUUUGGAGAUUACUGAUUUGGGGAUUGAUCUGUUAUCUAAUAAGUGUUUGAGAUUGAAGCAUCUCUGCAUUUCAUACCUCAAGAUAAGUGAUGAGUCGCUAAGGUCGAUAACUAAUUUGAAAAAGCUGGAGGUGUUACUAAUGGUGGGGUGCGGAUUGGUGAGCGAUGAAGGCUUGAAUUUUAUUGGAAAUGGUUGCCCUUCACUUCAGGUAUUAGAUGUAUCGAGGUGUGAGCACGUGAGUUCUGCUGGCCUUGUUAGCGUCACUAGAGGGUGCAUAGGCCUUCAAAAGCUCAAUGCCGGUUACUACUUUCUCGAGCUUUCCACCACUGUUUUUCAGAAUUUUAAGGACUUGAAGUAUCUGAAAACAAUUAGAGUUGAUGGAGCCCGAGUUAAUGACUCUUUCUUUCAGAUGAUAAGCACUAAUUGCUUGUUUUUGGUUGAAGUUGGACUGAGCAAAUGUGAAGGUGUGAAUGAUGCAGGUGUUAUGCAGCUUGCAUAUGGGCAUCCUGGCUUGAAAGUACUUGAUUUAACAUGCUGUAAUGAUCUCACUGAUAUGGCAAUAUCAGCUAUAGCACACUCAUGUACGAAACUUUUGUGCCUCAAGUUAGAGUCUUGCUCUCUGCUCACUGAAAAAAGUUUUAGUUUUAUUGGGUCAUCAUGUGUAUUACUAGUGGAGCUCGAUCUAACAGAAUGUUGUAUAAAUGACAAAGGACUUGAAUAUCUGUCUAAAUGUGUGGAGCUCCAGUGCUUAAGAUUAGGGAUCUGUACCGAUAUUUCAGGCAAGGGAUUGUCCUACAUUGCUUCAAACUGCAAAAACCUCAAAGAACUUGAUCUAUACCGGUGUUUAAAUGUUGGUGAUGAUGGGUUAGGUUUUAUAGCAAGUGGCUGUAAAAAGAUCCGGAAGCUAAACAUGUGUUACUGCACUAAAAUUACAGACAUCGGGAUGACAUUUUUAAGCCAGUUGGAGGAGUUAACAGAUUUGGAGAUGCGCAGUAUUUCUAAAGUCACAAGUGCGGGUCUGACAGCUGUUGCUUCGGGAUGUAGGAAACUUUCGGAAUUGGAUAUUAAACAUUGUGGGAAUAUCAAUGAUGCCGGUUUUUGGUCACUUGGCUACUACUCUUGGAAUUUGCAACAGAUUAAUUUAAGCUUCUGUGAUGUAUCCGAUGUCGGUUUGUGCAUGAUGAUGUCUAACUUGACACGCCUACAAGACGUGAAGAUGGUGAACCUGACAAAAGUGUCGGUAAGAGGGUAUGAACUUGCACUUAGGACUUCUUGUGCUCGACUUAAAAAGGUUAAGGUGCUUGCUUCACUCAGGCCACUUCUUUCGGUUGAGUUACUUGAGGCUCUUGGUGCAAGUGGUUGUAGAAUUAGAUGGGAUUAAUUACAUGUUUGAUAAAACUGUAUCACUUAAGUGUUGUAUGAAUAAAUAUGUGUGUGAAGUCUUGGAGUUCCAUGGAGAUGAUUUUGACCCGAAAUUUACAUCAUGUAUGCCCUUUAAAUAAUACCAAAUUUGUAUCAAA
Molecule: messenger RNA, 2628 nt
Organism: Helianthus annuus (common sunflower)
Lineage: Eukaryota; Viridiplantae; Streptophyta; Magnoliopsida; Asterales; Asteraceae
Product: F-box/LRR-repeat protein 3
Exons: 7
Coding region: 558-2489 (643 amino acids)
Biological process (GO): SCF-dependent proteasomal ubiquitin-dependent protein catabolic process
Cellular component (GO): SCF ubiquitin ligase complex
Molecular function (GO): protein binding
Source: RefSeq, a predicted model, not a curated record